Molecule: messenger RNA, 3717 nt
Organism: Aphis gossypii (cotton aphid)
Lineage: Eukaryota; Metazoa; Arthropoda; Insecta; Hemiptera; Aphididae
Gene: dbo
Product: kelch-like protein diablo
Exons: 2
Coding region: 313-2052 (579 amino acids)
Molecular function (GO): protein binding
Source: RefSeq, a predicted model, not a curated record
UUAUUAUGAUCAUUGUUGUAAAGUUUUAAAGCUUUAAUUUUUAUUUUAUACGACCACCUCAAUAAAUUAUUAAAAGAAAAAAGACAAUUUAUUGAAAAUUAAUAAUUACACUUAACAAUAUGUAUACAUUAACAUCUAAUUUAUAGACAUUUUUAAAAUAAUUUAGAGUUCAACACUAAUAUAAACAUCAACAUCAUUAUUAUACUUAGAAUUGUUAAUAAAUAGACUGCAAAAAUUGAAGGUCCGUGGGAUUGGUGUUCUCCACCUGUGCAUCUUUUUUCGUCCAUUAGUGCACGAUCUAGUGCACUACAUAUGGGUCCAAUGGAACCAGAUUCACCUUUGCCUAAUCGGCUAACACACGUCUCUGAUAAACAUCCAAGAUGUAUGUUAGCCGAAUUCAGUUCUAUGCGCCGUCAUCGUGAAUUAUGUGAUGUUGUUCUCAAUAUCAACAAUCGAAAAAUAUUCGCUCACCGUAACAUUUUAUCAGCGUGUAGUCCUUACUUCAGAGCUAUGUUUAAUGGAGAUCUAGCUGAGUCUCGACAAACAGAAGUCACCAUACGUGAUAUGGAUGAAAUAGCAAUGGAACUUUUAAUUGAAUUUUGUUAUUCAGCUCGAAUCACAGUAGAAGAAUCUAAUGUCCAAACACUUCUUCCAGCUGCUUGUCUAUUGCAGUUAACUGAAAUACAGGAUAUCUGUUGUGAGUUUUUAAGAAGACAACUCGAUCCAUCAAAUUGUCUGGGCAUCAGAGCAUUUGCAGAUACACAUUCUUGUCUUGAUCUUUUACGUGUAGCUGAUAAAUACACACAGCAUAAUUUUCAAGAAGUUAUGGAGAGUGAAGAAUUUCUUCUUCUUCCAGUUACACAACUAAUCGAUUUAAUUGCCAGUGAUGAACUUAAUGUAAGAACAGAAGAGCAAGUGUUCAGCGCUGCAAUGUCUUGGGUGAAAUAUAAUAUUUCUGAGCGACGGCAAAAUCUUCCACAGGUACUUCAGCAUGUACGAUUACCUUUAUUAAGUCCCAAGUUUCUAGUUGGCACAGUAGGAGCUGACUUAUUAGUUCGUAGUGAUGAAACAUGUAGAGAUCUCGUUGAUGAAGCUAAAAAUUAUUUACUGUUACCACAAGAACGACCUUUAAUGCAAGGACCCCGAACUCGACCUCGCAAACCUACUCAAAGGGGUCAACUUUUAUUUGCUGUUGGAGGUUGGUGUAGUGGAGAUGCUAUAGCUUCAGUUGAACGUUAUGACCCACAGACAGAAGAUUGGAAGUUGCAGGCACAAAUGAGUAAGCGAAGAUGUGGAGUUGGAGUAGCUGUACUUAAUGAUUUAUUAUAUGCAGUUGGUGGACAUGAUGGACAAUCAUACCUUAACAGUAUAGAACGAUAUGAUCCUCAGACCAAUCAAUGGUCUUGUGACGUGGCUCCUACAACUUCAUGUCGAACAAGUGUUGGAGUGGCUGUUUUAGAUGGUUUACUGUAUGCAGUAGGAGGUCAAGAUGGUGUACAAUGUUUAAGUCAUGUUGAACGUUAUGACCCUAAGGAAAAUAAGUGGAGUAAAGUGGCCCCUAUGACAACAAGAAGAUUAGGUGUUGCUGUUGCAGUAUUAGGAGGUUAUUUGUAUGCGAUUGGUGGGUCAGAUGGACAAUCACCGUUAAGUUCUGUCGAACGUUAUGAUCCAAGACAGAAUAAAUGGACAGUAAUGGCACCAAUGUCAACAAGAAGGAAACAUUUGGGAUGCGCUGUUUAUAAAGAUAUGAUAUAUGCAGUUGGAGGCCGUGAUGAUUGCAUGGAAUUAAGUAGUGCUGAAAGAUAUAAUCCACAUACAAAUUCGUGGUCUCCAAUAGUUGCUAUGACAUCUCGAAGAAGCGGUGUAGGUUUAGCUGUGGUCAAUGGACAACUAUAUGCUGUUGGUGGAUUCGAUGGAACAGCAUACCUAAAAACAAUUGAAGUAUACGAUCAAAGCCAAAAUCAGUGGCGGCUUUGUGGUACUAUGAACUAUAGGCGUCUUGGAGGUGGUGUUGGAGUAAUGAGAUCACCUCAAACGGAUAACAAUUUUUAAACUAUUUCAGAAUCUGUUUAUUUUAUUAUAUAAUUAAUAGUGUAGAUUUAUUGUUUAUAUUGUUUUAUUUCUACUCUACUCUAAUCAGUCACUGAGAUGUAUUUUAAUUUAAGAAAAAUUAUUAUUUUUAAAGUGCUAUUGUAGAAUUUUUUUUAGCAAUACAAUGCAACUUAAAUAUAUAUUAAUUGUAACUUAAAGCUUUAAAGAUAAUUUUCUUUGGUGUAUUAAUCACAAAUAAAUUGAUAAUACAUACAAUGUGUGUUAACUCAAUUUGAUAAAAAUAUAUAUAUUAUGUUAAUAAAAUUUAAUUCAGUUAGAACAACUUGAUGUAAUAAGAUGUUUUUUACAUCCCACUAUGAAAUUGGAAAAAAAAUGAAAAAUCUUAAUUUAUAACGUUGAAUGUUUACAUUUUAUAGAUAGGAAAUUAAAAUAAUAACUAAUAGAGUUCAGAAAUGUUAUAAUUCUAUACUAUCAACUGUUAGAAAAAGUAUGUUCAAAUUGAUUUUUAAGUAGGUAUAUAUAACAACCUAAUGUGUUCUGUAAAAUUGUAUACUAAAUAACUUUUAACAUAGUUCAAUAUUGUGUUAUAACUUAUAACAUCUAUCAAUCUGAAAAUACUUGGGAGAUGUAUACAUUUUAUGUGUUUAAGGAAAAAGUAAAAUUUAAUCAUAAAUUCUUGCAUACUGCAUAAAAAAAUGUCUUCCUUUUAUUUUGCUAAAUUUUAAAAUUAAUCUGUAAGUUGAAUACUUAGCUUUAAACUCAGAAAAUAUUAAUCAAUGUUAGGCCAUAAUAUAUUAUUAAAUUAAAUAAUUUUAAAACUAAUGUAAACCUUUUAGUUUUAAAAGUAAUUAAGACCAAACAAUGUGUUUUAGUGUUUUUAAAAUUAUAUUAUUAGAUAUAAUUAGGACUAAGAUUUUUUUUGUUCGCAAUCAAAAUCUGAAAUAUGCACUUAAUUAAAAAAAAAAAUGUUCUUUUAUUCAUUUUUCAAUAUGUGUAAUGGCUAUAUAUACUUAGGCACAUAGUGAGUAAAUAUUUAAUUAUUAUUAAUACAUUUAAAAAAAAAAUGUAACAAUGCCAUUCUUAUGUGUUUCAAAUUACCUAAUCAUACUUGAUAUUUUAAAGAAAGAAAUCAUCAAUAAUUUAAAUGUAAAAUAAACUAACUGAAACUCACAAAAAUAUCUAAUUGUUGUACAAUAUUACUAAUAUUAGUUAUUAAUAUUUUAUAGUAUUUAUAAUUAAUAAUAUUACUGGUGCUAGAUUAUAUUUAACCAUUUUAAUUUGUACUGGCUAUAUCCUAUGGUUAAAAUGUCCUUAGUAACAUUCGUAUAUUAUAAUGUACUUACACGGUAUAUCGAUCUAUUGGAUCAUUAUUCUAUAAAAUAUUGACCUAUAAUAACUUAUAAAAAUGUUUUUUUUAUAACGACUUAUAAGUAAUAAGUGUGAAGCUGAAGAGACGACGAACAAUAUUGUACUUAUGCAAUAAGCAUGAAACGUGGUUAUUGGAGUAUUGCGUACCUAGUGUAAUAUUUUGAACCCUCGCAUUGAGGGUGAUAUUUACGAUUUAUGGAACUAGAAUUAUUGUCCGUGCAAAAGUCGGAUUUUCAGAGAUAUCUUGUAUUAAAGAUGCCAGUGCGUAGUAGUUAAUAAAAAGUAUAAAAACCUAAA